CUUACACAGGGAUGUGUACGUGCCGCAUCAGAGCUUAUAACAAAUAUGAAUGAAAAUGUUUCACCAUGUGAUGAUUUUUAUCAAUUUGCUUGUGGUGGUUGGAUCAAGAAUCAAGUCAUACCGGAUGAUCGUACCACUGUAUCAGUAUUUUCAUUAUUACAAGAUGAACUUAAUCAUAAAUUACGAGUGUUGGUUGAAUCAAAAGGAACACCGGAAGAACCGGAAUUUUUUGAUUCAAUGCGUAAUAUGUAUCGUAGCUGUUUGAAUUUGACUGCCAUUGAAAAAGCUGGUGACACUCCAUUACAUUUAGCAUUGAAACGUUUUGGUGGAUGGCCAGUUGUUGUUGGCCAGAAUUGGAAUGGAUCAAAUUUCAAUUGGAUCGAUAUAUUGAUUAAAUUCCGUGAACUUGGUUUUUCACAUGAUAUUCUUAUCGAUCUAUCGGUUACACCGGAUUUUCGUAAUAAUACUCGCCAUAUAAUUGAUCUGGAUCAAACAUCAUUAGGAAUGCCUGAUCGUAAUUAUUAUAAUAAUGGCCUAAAUGAUUCAUCUGUAGCAGCCUAUUAUAAAUUAAUGGUCGAUAGUGCCGUAUUUUUAGGCGCCAAUCGUACGAUAGCUGAAAAAGAAAUGCUUGAUGCAUUACAAUUUGAAACAACAUUGGCUGCUUAUUGUCUUCCACGUGAAGAACGUCGUAAUAUGAGUUCAUUAUAUAAUAAAAUGAAUAUUCAUCAAAUACGACAAUUGGCACCGAAUAUACAUUGGGAAAAAUAUUUCGAUUCAUUAUUGGGUAUAAAGAUUACCGAUCAAGAUGAAGUUAUUGUAAAUGUACCGAAAUUCUUAACACAAUUAGAUGAUUUAUUACAAAGAACUGAUAAAAAGCUUUUAGCUAAUUACAUGAUGUGGCGUGUAGCAUUACAAUCGCUACCAAUGUUGGGCAAAAGAUGGCGUGAAUUGUUACAAGAAUUUAAUACAGUUGUAACGGGACAAGCAAGAGAAGAACCUCGUUGGGAACAAUGUAUAUCAUCAUUGACCAAUUCAUUGGGAAUCUCAUUAUCAUCACUUUAUGUAAGACAUCAUUUCAAAGGAAAUUCUAAAGAACGUGCUCUUGAAAUGGUUGACUAUAUACAUCGAGAAUUUAUGAAAAUUUUGGAUCGUGUCGAAUGGAUGGAUGAUCAAACUAGACAACGUGCACGUGAUAAAGCAUUGGCCAUUCGACCUUAUAUUGGAUAUCCAAAUGAAUUAUUGAAUAAUACAGAGAUUGAAUCAUUCUAUAAAGGGCUCAAAUUUGUAAAAGAUGAUUAUUUUAGCAAUGUACAAACUUUACGUAAAUGGUCAACAGAUUUGGCAUUUGGAUAUCUACGAAAAUUGAACAAAAAGGGAGACUGGCGUAAACAUGGAAAAUCUGCAGUUGUCAACGCAUACUAUAAUAUAAUCGAGAAUAGUAUUGAAUUUCCUGCCGGAAUUUUACAGGGCGCAUUCUUUUCCAGUGAUCGACCAAACUAUCUGAAUUUUGGUGCGAUUGGUUUUGUCAUUGGCCAUGAAAUUACACACGGUUUUGAUGAUAAAGGUCGACAAUUUGACAAGAAUGGCAAUAAUGUGAAUUGGUGGGAACCGGAAACGGAUAAAAGUUUCAAAGAAAGAACGAAAUGUAUUAUAGAACAAUAUGGUAAUUAUACGGUUCCGGAGAAUGGUUUGAAGGUAAAUGGCGUCAAUACACAAGGUGAAAAUAUUGCCGAUAAUGGUGGCAUUAAAGAAGCUUUCCGUGCAUAUCAAGAAUAUGUUAAAGAUAAUGGUGAAGAACCAUCAUUACCUGGAUUGAAAUAUACACCUAAACAAUUAUUUUGGAUAUCGGCUGCAAAUAUUUGGUGUGGAAAAUAUCGUCCAGAAGUAUUAAGACUUCGUUUACAGGCUGGUUCACAUAGUCCAGCACAAUUUCGUGUCAUUGGUACUGUAUCGAAUUUGGAAGAAUUUGGCGAAACAUUUGGUUGUCCACCAGGUUCACCAAUGCGUCCAGCGAAAAAAUGUUCCGUUUGGUAAUAUACCAUAACUACUAUUAGAAAUGGAGCUGGCGAAAAUAGAUAUUCUCAUGAAACAAUUGACUAAAUCAAUUUUUCUUUGAAAUAUUCAUUUCUAUAAAUUUUCAAUCCAUUAACCACACACACCCACACACAAGACA
Dermatophagoides farinae (American house dust mite) is the source of this 2173-nucleotide messenger RNA. The record is from RefSeq and is a predicted model, not a curated record. NCBI's taxonomy places the organism in Eukaryota, Metazoa, Arthropoda, Arachnida, Sarcoptiformes, Pyroglyphidae.